CUUAUUCGAAGCAGAACAAAGAAAUAAAAAUAAAAAACUCUAGCUAAUAUAUUUCACCGGACAUUAUAAAAUAGGAAAACGGCCCCCUUUCUGAAUCCGCCGGAAGCUCUUAAUUAACCCCGCAAAAAAUCAAGAAAAGCUCCAAGAUUCUUCAUUCUCCAACCCCUGGCCGGAAGUACGCCGCCGCGAUGGUGCUCCGAGUGACUUUGGCCAACCCCGGCAACCUGAGAGAGGCGACUGAGGCGGUGACGCCGGCGGAACUGACCCGGCACGUCAUCAUGAUCUGGACCCCUGAAUACCUCGCCUUUCAGUCCACCAUCACGGAGAGGAUGCUCGUAUCGGCCGAGAACGGCUGCGGAGACAACAACACCGCCCUCCUCAAGAUCGACCCGGCGGCGUCGCCGGCGGUGUUCUCCUCGUACCACUCCACCGACGCCUACUUCAACGCCGUCGUGGAGAGAGUGGAUCUCCAGGCCGUGCUCUUCACCGCUCAAAGUUCUGACACCAUUGAGUUUUCCCAGUCUCUGGAGGUCGAUAACCUCAUCAACGGCUUCGGUUACUUGCGGGCCCGCUUUGACCGCCCUGUAGGAGCAUAUAAUGAGGACUACAUAUCAAUGAAAAUAUAUGGGAUUGUUCCGGAGAAAAUGCUUAAAACUGCUGACAUAUCAAAGGAUCCAGCAGUGGUUCCACUUCCCCCCUUGGCUACACUAGAUGCACUUACUUUUAAAAAAUCUUUAGGACUAAUGAGGGCCGUUUCCAGGUCAGUUGAAAUAUCGGUAAAGAAAGGGGAAGUCUAUAUCUCUCCUGUGGAUGUAAAAUCGAAGCCACUCAUUUUGAACCGAGAGUAUGGGUUGAUUUCUACAAGGGAGGACAUCCGAAAGAAUGAUCCAGCGGUGAAUUUUAAGAUAAAUUUGCUAUACCUGGAUUUACAGUUGGCGGGGUUAAAUUCUGCGGAGGUGUCGGUGUAUAAACGGCCAAAAGAUGUGGUUUUGCUAUGGUAUCAACUGGACGACACAAAAGGCUGGCUUCUCAAGGGAGACAUUUUCUACUACUUAUAUUAAUUGACUGGCCUGGAGUAUAAUGCAUGAAGUGAUGAAGCAAGUCGUCUUAUACUGUCUUAGUGAUCGAAUGAUUUGUGCACAACAGUUCAUACGUAUGAUUUUUGCGGCAGCUAGCUUAGCCAAGUAGUAGUCAUUUCAUCAGUUCGUACGUUCAUUGUAAUUUCUUUUUUUUGCUUUUGAUCGAUGAUAUAUGGAUCUAUACGAUACACCUUUUGAUUUGAAUUGAUUUUCUCGAUUGUUACC
This is a messenger RNA of Cuscuta epithymum, 1304 nucleotides long. The record is from the annotation of a GenBank genome assembly. NCBI's taxonomy places the organism in Eukaryota, Viridiplantae, Streptophyta, Magnoliopsida, Solanales, Convolvulaceae.